Molecule: messenger RNA, 2205 nt
Organism: Daphnia carinata
Lineage: Eukaryota; Metazoa; Arthropoda; Branchiopoda; Diplostraca; Daphniidae
Gene: oys
Product: lysophospholipid acyltransferase 6-like
Exons: 10
Coding region: 142-1671 (509 amino acids)
Biological process (GO): lipid modification
Cellular component (GO): membrane
Molecular function (GO): acyltransferase activity
Source: RefSeq, a predicted model, not a curated record
CGGAGACGAUCCAGGCUGUAGUAUGCAUUCAACCUUUAUUUGAGGCUCGUGUUGGAAAGAGCUUGUGCAAGUGUGUCAGAAGUUGAAUAAGAAAAUACCGAGAUAAAAUUCUGAAGAUCGUGAUCAGCAGUAUUCUUCAGAAUGGGGAUCCCAAGCAUGAAUAGAGUUGAUGAAAGUGGAUACUAUGAUGGUAGUCGGGUCUUUUCCUGGCUGUCUGAGCCUCUUGGUCUUUCUGUGGACCAGAUCAACUUCUUGCUGAGUCAAUUCUCAGCAGUUGGUGCAGCUUUUGCCUUUCGUUACUACCUUCAUAAUUCCAGAGUUGCACCAGAAACACGUCAUGGAGCUGCAUUGCUUUUGGGAUUGAUCAUGGUUGUCUUUUGCUUUGGAAGGCAGGCAUUACAUCUUGCUUGCCUCUCAAGCAUUUCAUAUGCCAUCCUGAUGACUGCUAGUCCCAAAAUCUCACAAAGGUUGGUUCUUAUCACUUCGAUGCUUUACUUAUCACUUGUCCAUAUCAAACGGCAGUAUUAUAGCUAUAAUUCGUACACGCUCGACAUAUCAGGUCCUCUAAUGGUCCUGACUCAGAAGGUGACCAGUCUCGCAUUUUCGUUACACGAUGGACUUGCUCGUAAACCCGAGGACUUGACCCCUUUUCAAAAGCAGCAGCUCAUUCGCAAGGUCCCAAAUCCGCUUGAAUAUUACAGCUAUGUUUUCCAUUUUCAUGCGGUUAUGGUUGGACCGACAGUUCUUUUUGCGGACUAUACAGAUUUUAUAAACGGGAAACAUUUUUCAAAGAGAUCUAUCGAAGAGAAGCCAUCAAAAGAGACAGGAACUGAAACUCUUGAAGAUGAAUCUAACUGUGUAAUUGCCGCUCCGGAACCUUCAGCCGUGACGAUCGUUUUUCAGAAGCUCUUUUUUAGCCUCUUAUGUGCUGGUCUUUUCGUUAAGCUUACACCCAUGUUCCUCGUAACCCGGGUCAAAGAUAACGACUUUGUAGAAAACACUUCGUUGUUUGGCAAGACAUUUUUUAUUCUGGUAUCGACCACAAUCGCACGCAUGAAAUAUUAUCAUGCAUGGCUUUUGGCCGACGCAAUUUGCAAUGCCUCUGGAUUAGGUUUCAAUGGCUACACCGCAUCCGGCAAAGCGAAAUGGGACUUAAUAUCCAACGUCGAUAUUUUGAAAUUUGAAUUUGGUUUGAGCUUGAGAGACAGCAUUGAUAACUGGAACAAGUUCACCAACCGCUGGCUUCGUUUCGUAGUUUAUGAACGCACAAGCCGCUUCCAAACCGUCCUUACCUACUGUUUGUCUGCUAUGUGGCACGGAUUUUACCCUGGUUACUACAUUACCUUUCUUGGUGGAGCGCUUUGCACGUUAGCCUCAAGGGCCGUUCGACGCUCAGUUCGUCCGUUCUUUUUGAAAAACCGAGCAACCCACCGUUUUUACGACGCUCUAACUUUCAUUACAACGCGGAUCGUUAUGGCCUAUCUGACUUUCAGUUUCGUUCUACUUGAAUUUUGGCCAUCGAUUCGUCUACUUGCGCACAUGUACUUUUGGAUUCAUUUGCUCUCCUUGGCAGCCAUCUUUCUUCUUCCGAAGUUGCUUCCACCUCCAAAACCCAACAAGGAACAACUGGAGCAGCAAAGGACCUCCGUGAUCGGUAAUCGUUCUUCCUAGAUAAAAGGUCGGAUUUUGCAUUUAUAGAAUGUUGGAUUUCCCCCUAUUAUUUGAUUAAGAGGGUUGCGUCUUUUCGAAAUCAUUGAAUGGGAAUGGGAGAGUUGACAUUCAACUAACACGAACCUUUAUUUAAUCAAUGACAUGCAACUAAAUUGCUUGUUAUCGACCUAAUUAUAUCCUUAGCAAGUUGGGGGGGGGGGGGUUCUCUCUUCUUAAAUGUCUGAAAAUUCUAUUGCAUUAUUUUCAAAUACGAUUAAUCAAACUGGCACACAUAUAAGGAAGCACAUUUCGCACAGAAAAACUAAGCAGUUCCACGUCCCGCUAGUGUGAUCAGAGUUGGUAUUCAGCAGCUAUAAAUCUUUUUAUUUUUCCCAAACAGUUUUAAACGCCUGUAAAGAUAAAAUAUUAUAAAUGUCGUCCUAUUUGACACCUAUUGUGAUUUCCUUUGGAUGUGACAAAACUUCAACGUAUUCUUGGAUGUGUUCCUUGCAUAUAAGUGUUAAAUUACUACAUACACUUAACGGUGUUCGGAGA